AAAUAUUACUAUUAUAUUAUUAUACUAUAAGAAAAGAACAAAACACAGAGCCAACCGUACAACUACCUACAGCUCUCUGCUAUAUAUGCGCCAACUGGCCUCUCUCACCUCACUUUCUCUCUCUAAAUCGCUAUCCUCACCAGCAUCUGUACAUUCCCUUUUCUCCAAAUUAUCAUUUGUCACGCAAAGAAGGCAAGCUCAAUUCAAUUGAUUUUUUUUUUUUUUUUUUUNGCUCGUCGCUUUCGUUUAUGGCUGGGGGUGGAAGCUCCGACGCCGGUCCGUCACCGGAGACCGGGUUGGGGGACUUGCCGGAGAGCUGCGUGGCCUCGGUGCUGGUGUACCUGGACCCGCCGCAGAUCUGCCGGAUGGCGAUGUUGAACCGGGCUUUUAGAGGGGCAUCGUCGGCGGAUUUCGUGUGGGAGUCCAAGCUGCCGUUGAAUUAUGGAGAUGUUAUUGAUAAGGUGUUUGAGAAGGAUGAUGGAUUUUGUAAAGGGCUGUGCAAAAAGGAUAUUUAUUCCAGGCUAUGUAGGCCCAAUCCUUUAGAUGGUGGCACAAAGAAAGUGUGGUUGGAUAAGAGCACCGGCAAGACUUGUACAUUGGUAUCAUCGAGUGGAUUGGCAAUAACAGGGAUAGAUGACAGGAGAUAUUGGAGCCGAAUCCCCAUGGAAGGAUCAAGAGACUAUCUUCGACCCUCUACUCUGUACUAUCUUCUAAGAAAUGUGGCAUAUCUCCAGCAAACAUGGUGGUUCGAGGUAAAUGGCGAGAUCGAUUUCCCGUUUCCCACAGGCUCGUACAGUCUGUUUUUCAGACUUCAGCUGGGCCGUACGCACAAGAGGUUUGGCCGGAUUGUGUGUAACUCAGAGCACGUGCAUGGCUGGGAAAGGAAGCCUGUCCGUUUUCAGCUCUCGACUAUGGACGGCCAACAGGCUACGAAACAGUGUUACUUGAACUUGAAGGAAGCCGGGAGGUGGAAUCACUAUCAUGCUGGGGAUUUUACUGUGGGUAAAAACUGCAGGUCGAUGAGGGUCAAGUUUUCGAUGACCCAGAUUGACUGCACGCACACGAAAGGCGGUCUUUGUGUAGAUUCAGUGUUGAUAUGUCCGGCCGAGCAUAGGGAGAGGUUACAGCUUUUUUAA
This is a messenger RNA of Striga asiatica, 1136 nucleotides long. The record is from the annotation of a GenBank genome assembly. Lineage: Eukaryota; Viridiplantae; Streptophyta; Magnoliopsida; Lamiales; Orobanchaceae.